Trichomonas vaginalis G3 is the source of this 744-nucleotide messenger RNA. RefSeq lists its product as uncharacterized. The transcript has a single exon. NCBI's taxonomy places the organism in Eukaryota, Parabasalia, Trichomonadida, Trichomonadidae. The record is from RefSeq and is a predicted model, not a curated record. Bases 1 to 744 code for a protein of 247 amino acids.
AUGAUUAAACAACAGCAACUUAAGGCGCAAAGCGCCCAGGUCCUUCAGACCAUUACAUACGCCACAUAUGCAUAUAAUUCAAAGACGGCAGAACAAACGCAAAGGUUGAAAUAUGAGAGAUUUGAGAUAGUAUUGAAAAAUGACCAUUUUGAAUUCGUUUGCAAAGGUGGUGCAGUGAUAUCAAAUAUAAAAGAAAUUUUAUUUAUGAAUUCAAAAAUUAAAGGAAUAACGGAUGAUAUAACAUCAAUUCCACCAGAAGAACAGAGAUAUUACGCAUUAAAUGCAUUUCCUAAAGUUUUGAAGAUUGGAAGAUUUAAUUUAAAUGAGGAAUUCAUAGAAGGUUUCCUAAAUGACAUAAUGAAGAAGGUGGAUAAGGAAUAUGUGGAUAGUGAGUUAAUGAAGAAAGCAGAUUUAGUUUAUGUAAAUACCGAGUUAAAUAAGAAGGCAAAUUUGGUUUAUGUUGAUGAAAAAGAUAAUGAAAUUAAAGAAAAGGUUGAAGGGUAUCAUGAAUGGACAUUGGAGACUUUUAAAGUUAAAGCUGAUACAGAAUGGGUUUCAGGGUGUUUAGACCUUAAAGCAGAUAAAACUUAUGUUAACGAUGAGUUAGAGAAGAAAGCAGAUAAAACUUAUGUUAACGAUGAGUUAGAGAAGAAAGCAGAUAAGGAAAAAGUUAUUUCAUUCAUUAAUACUGAGUUAGCAAAGAAAGCUGAUAUAUCAUUUGUUAAUGAAGAAAUAAAACAAUAA